This is a messenger RNA of Lasiodiplodia theobromae, 2985 nucleotides long. Its product is annotated as Alpha-mannosyltransferase. Gene Ontology annotation, biological process: protein N-linked glycosylation. The transcript has 7 exons. The record is from RefSeq and is a predicted model, not a curated record. Bases 1 to 2985 code for a protein of 994 amino acids. Gene Ontology annotation, molecular function: alpha-1,2-mannosyltransferase activity. NCBI's taxonomy places the organism in Eukaryota, Fungi, Ascomycota, Dothideomycetes, Botryosphaeriales, Botryosphaeriaceae. Gene Ontology annotation, cellular component: endoplasmic reticulum membrane.
AUGCCGCCCAAAGCUCAGCCAAAGGGCAAAAAGCCCGCGCCCGACUUCAACCCCGUCGUGGCUUUUUACCUCUUCUGCGGCACCCACAUCCUUUCCGCCCUCUACGCUCCCGUGCAAGACUGCGACGAAGUCUUCAACUUCUUCGAGCCCACCCACUACCUUGACCACAAGCACGGCUUGCAGACCUGGGAAUACUCGCCCGAAUAUGCUAUCCGCAGCUGGGCCUAUGCCGGCAUUCACGCCGCCGUCGCUUCCGUCGCCAGGCUGCUCCCGGGCAGCACCAAGACGACCCAAUUCUACUUCCUCCGCCUCGCCCUGGGCUUCUUCUGCGCCUGCUGCGAGACGCGCUUGUUCGCUACCAUUGCGAGGACCCUGAACCCCCGCAUCGCCGUCUUCUUCCUCAUUGCCAUGGUCUUUAGCCCGGGCAUGUUCCAUGCCUCCACCGCCUACCUCCCGUCGAGCUUUGCCAUGUACACGAAUAUGUUGGCGUUGUCAGCCUUUAUGGACUGGAAGGGUGGUCUCAGGACGGCUGCGGGCAUCUUUUGGUUCGCCGUGGGCGGCAUUCUUGGGUGGCCCUUUGCCUCCGUCUUGGUCCUGCCGUUCAUCGCCGAGGAGCUGUUCCUUGCCGUGCAGACCGGCUCCAUUUACGACACUGCUAAGAGAUUUCUCGACGGAGCUGUCAGGUCUUUUUGCAUCUUGGUUGUCUCGGAGUCGAUCAACUCGUUCUUCUACAGAAAGUUUGUGUGCGUGCCGCUGAACAUCGUCCUCUACAACGUCUUCAGCGGCCCGGGAAGGGGCCCCGAUAUCUACGGGACCGAGCCGUGGCACUUCUACGCCCGGAACCUCAUCCUAAACUUCAACGUCUGGUUCAUUCUGGCGGCUGCUGCGCUGCCGUUGCAGGUGUUGAGCCAGCUGUUCCGCAAGCAACCUUCGUCCAAGUCGAGCCUUGUCAGAGGCAUCAUUUUUGUCUCUCCCUUCUAUCUCUGGCUGACCAUCUUUACCCUUCAGCCUCACAAAGAGGAACGCUUCAUGUAUCCUGUCUAUCCUUUCCUGGCGCUGAACUCUGCCAUUUCUUUGCACAUCCUUCUCGCUUACUUUGGAUCGUCAGACCCCCGCCAGCUGGUUGGCAAGAUCCCAGCCAAGCUGAAGCUGGGCGCCGCGUUCCUCCUCGUCCUGGGCGCGAUUGACGUCGGCGUCUGGCGCGCGAUCGGCAUGAGCACUGCGUACUCGGCGCCGCUGAAGGUGUACGAGCCGCUGCACGAGGACGGGGUGUCCAAGCCGGGAGACACGGUCUGUCUCGGCAAGGAGUGGUACAGGUUUCCGUCCUCUUACUUCCUGCCCAAAGGCGUCAGGGCGAAGUUCGUCAAGAGUGCUUUCACCGGUCUCCUACCCGGCGAGUUUAGCGAAGCAAACACUGGCUUUGGACUGUUCCCGGGCGCGUGGUUGAUCCCGUCCGGCAUGAACGACGAGAACAAGGAGGACCCAGGGAAAUACACUGACAUCGAUGGCUGCACGUUCAUGGUCGACUCGUCGCUACCCAGCUGGACGCCUUCGGAGCUGGAACCGGAUUACAUUGGGGACACGGCGACCUGGGAAGCAGUGAAUCCUGUCCCUUCGCAUCCCCCCCUCCACCCAGCCCGCGUCACCGAGCACGUGUUCCCGUGUCACCGCCGUGCGAUGAUGGAGUCGAUCAAGCUGCGCGCCAGAGAAGCGUGCAAUUCUCAGCACGCUCAGGCUGCGUCGAAAGCUUUCCAGGAAUAUGUCAUGGACAACCCCAGGCCGCUGGUCUACAUCGCCCUGGGCGUCGCAACGUUUAUCUGGGCAUCGGUAUUGAUCCUUCGCCGCUUCAAGCCCAGCAAGACGCCGUCGAGACGUGGCUCGCCGGAUCCUGAGAAACCGAGCAAGUUCAAGGUCGAUCGGCCGCCUGGAGUCUGGAUCCCGUCAGACUUCAAGCGCCCGGCCGCCGAACCGUACCCGAACUGGUCAGUAGAGACGAGCAAGCCGCGGCCGUACAGGCCCUUCCGGUACGGACCCAAGUACAACACCACCAUGGGACUGCGCACGAUGGACUGGAACGAGUGGAUCGAGCUGGACAACCACUACCUGUCGUUCCACGGCAAGAAAGCGGCCCGCCUCGCCUCGGACCGCGCGUCGAAGCUGUACCACACGGCGCCGGAAGCGUACGACGGCGCCGUCGAACUGCUGGAGGAGCUGUGCUCGUACCUGCCGCAGCGCUACCCGUCCAUGUUCAAGAAGACAUCCGUCGGCAUGGACAACCUGGUGACGGGCGAGUCGCUCAACAUCGUCGAGCGGCCGCUCAAGGAGGACCCGAUGGUCAUGUGCGCGCGCCAGGUCCAGGACGACCUGGCCAUCAUGUUCGAGCGGCCCGACGGCCAGUACUACCUGCUCGCCGGCUGCAUCCUGCUGGCCGGAUUCUGGCGCCUCGAGGACAAGCUCGGCAUGGCCCUGUCCGAGAUCCACACGUCCGGAAGCGUGCCCGAGUACAAGACGAAGCUCGAGAAGGGCAUGAUGAACUUCUUCCGCCGCGUGAAACCCGAGAACCCCGUCGUGCGCAACAACUACUUCAUCCAGGUCGACGAGGACCUCGCUUGGAGCCACAGCAUCGGCCCCGAGGACGGCGAGGAGGGCACUAUCGGCUGGUUCUCUGCCGAGAAGGACAAGGCAAUCCAGCACCACUACUUUAGGAGCGAGAGACAGAGUUUGAGGAGAUUACCCCGUUCAGGCGGCGUCGUCUUCACCAUUCGCACCUACUUCCACCCCAUCACCGAAAUCUGCGACGAGCCCUACGUCCCCGGCCGCCUCGCCUCGGCCGUCCGCAGCUGGAAUGGCGAAGUCUCGCAGUACAAGGGCAAGGAGCGCUACGAAACGGUCCUGCUCGAAUACCUUGACAAGAGGCACGAGGAGCAGCUGGCCAACGGGUUGGAUCUGGAAAAGGAGGAUGAUGUCAGGGCAUACCCGUGGUAG